Drosophila yakuba is the source of this 4738-nucleotide messenger RNA. RefSeq lists its product as uncharacterized. NCBI's taxonomy places the organism in Eukaryota, Metazoa, Arthropoda, Insecta, Diptera, Drosophilidae. Gene Ontology annotation, molecular function: nucleic acid binding. Bases 249 to 4523 code for a protein of 1424 amino acids. The record is from RefSeq and is a predicted model, not a curated record. The transcript is spliced from 2 exons. Gene Ontology annotation, biological process: DNA integration.
AUGAAUUCGCUAAAUUGGUGUGCACUGUCACGGACGUCGGAAUCAAGGAGCACCCGAGACGAAGGGUAUUGCACGCGAAUAGUGUUCGCGAGGAGGAGCGGUAUGCAGACCGCCCCAGAUGUUGCCCCUUGUGUGAGGGACAACACAGCAUCAAGGACUGCAAGGAAUUCAACCGAGCUUCUACAACGAGGCGGAUCGAGUCCGCGAAGAGGUUGAGGUUAUGUUUUUCGUGUCUGGAGUAUGGACAUAUGGCCCGGUUCUGCACGAAGGAUCGAGGAUGCAACGUCUACGGAUGCCGGAUGAGGCAUCAUUACCUACUCAAUGACCCAGCUGGACAUCCCAGACGACCGCCAGUCGCAGAUGGAGGCCGCAGGAGGGAUCAGCGGAGCAGUCAAGACCGGCAGCUGUACAGAGACAGCGGCCGACGGAUACGAAUGCCACAGUCAGUGGAUUCCAACGAGAAGAGCCUGCCUACGUCAGCUGCAGUUAUAGACGCGGGACGUAAGGAGGAUGAGAGGCGAUCGACAUGCGACCGCCAGGAAUUAUCGCACCGGAACUUGAGUUGUGUCGAUUCGGAUGGAGGUCACCUGCUGUUCCGGAUUUUGCCCGUGACGUUGUACGGGGAGAAUACGCAGGUCGACACCUACGCACUGCUGGAUGAAGGUUCGUCCGUCACGCUCAUUGACGACGAGCUCAUCCGCAGCCUGAACCUGAGAGGCGAGAGUCGACAACUAAAUGUGCAAUGGUUCGGCGGAAAAUCCGUCAAAGAGCACACAAGGAUGGUUAGCCUGCAGAUCAGCGCAGCGGGCAAGCCGAAGCGCCAUGCGCUGAAGAAUGUGUACGGAGUAGCAAACCUGAGUCUCCCGAUGCAGAGCUUGCGUCGAGAGGAUGUGAAGGCAGCGGGCGCGAGUGUGCGUCUGCCUGUAAAGCCGUACAACAAUGCGGCGCCAAGGAUCCUAAUUGGAUUGGAUCAUGCGCACCUAGGAAUACCCUUCAGAACCAGGAGCUAUGGAUCUGGAGGGCCAUACGCAGCAGCCACGCCACUUGGGUGGGUGGUAUAUGGACCGGUGAAAGGAAAGGCAAGUUCACCGCUUCAGAGAUCGUGCCUCCUAGCCGUGCCACAGGAUAAUCUUCUGGAGAAGAUGGUCAGCGAUUACUUCGAGAUCGAGAGCUUCGGAGUGAAGCCGGCACAGCCAGUCGCAGCUGGCGGAGUGGAGCUGGCGCCGUCAGUCGCAGAUGACGGCAACGCACGGGCCCUGAGUAUCCUGGAGGAGACGACUAAGCGAGUAGGCCGACGAUACGAGACUGGGCUGCUAUGGAGAGACGACGAGGUGAGACUGCCAGAGAGCUACAGUAUGGCACUCAACAGACUUGUCAACAUUGAGCGGAAAAUGAAGCGCGAUGUGGACUUCGCGCGGGCCUACAAAGGAAUUAUGGACGAUUACGUCAAGAAGGGUUACGCACGACGACUGGAGCCCCAGGAAGUCCAGAGGUCCCAGGAAGGCAAGGUAUGGUACCUGCCGCACUUCGGAGUAGAGAACCCGAACAAGCCUGGAAAAAUCCGGCUGGUCUUCGACGCGGCUGCCAAGGUGAACGGAGUGUCCCUGAACUCAGCGCUGAUGAAAGGCCCACAGCGCUACAAACCCCUCCCAGCGGUGCUCUUCCAUUUCCGGGAAGGAGCAGUUGGGGUUUGUGCCGACAUCAAGGAGAUGUUUCAUCAGGUAUUGAUGCAGCCAAAGGACAGAUGUGCCCAGAGGUUCCUAUGGAGGAACGGAGAAGAUCGUCGGGAGCCCGACAUAUACGAGAUGCAGGUGAUGACGUUUGGAGCGGCCUGCUCACCAUGCUCGGCGGAUUAUGUGAAGACCGUGAAUGCUUCGCAGUAUAGCAGCACGGAUCCGCGAGCAGUCCUGGCGAUCAACGAGUAUCACUACGUGGAUGACUACGUCGACAGUUUCCCCAGUGAAGAAGAAGCUAUCGCCGUCUCGUCACGGGUGAGAGAUAUACAUGCAGAAGCUGGGUUUAAUUUGUGUCGAUUUACUUCCAGUUCGGCAAGUGUGGUCAGAGCGUUGAACCCACUUGAAUCCAUCGCUAGCGUUAGAUGGACCGAAGCUGAGGAGAAGGUACUAGGAAUGUACUGGCAGCCAGCUACAGAUGACUUCAAGUUCGGCGUCAAAUACCAUCGAGUCCCAAGAAGUGUGAUGACAGGAGAACGCGUCCCCACGAAGAGGGAGUUCCUGAGCCUGGUCAUGUCCACGUUCGACCCGAUUGGGUUUUUGAGCUGCUACAUGGUGACCGCUAAAGUACUAAUGCGAGAGAUUUGGCGGAGAGGAGUCGGCUGGGACGAGCCGCUACCAGACACGUUGGCCGCAGCCUUUGAGAGCUGGCGGCAAGGGAUGAAGAAGAUCGAAGAAUUCCGAUGUCCACGCUACUAUUUCGGCGAUGGACGAGUGCGGACACUACAGCUGCAUAUCUUCGUGGAUUCAAGCCAGUCGGCGUUCGCAGCAGCGGCCUAUUGGCGGGCCACAUACGCAAGCGGAGAUGUGCAGGCGCAUUUCAUAUGUUCGAAGACGAAGUGCGCUCCGAUGAGGACUAUGUCAAUCCCGCGACUGGAACUUCAAGCAGCAGUAUUAGGAACGAGACUGAUGGACACCGUCAAGCAAGAGCACGGUGUGGCGAUCAGCAGCUGCGUACUAUGGACGGAUUCUAAGACUGUGCUGCACUGGAUAAGCAGCACCCACCGGAGAUACAAGCAAUUCGUCGGAAACCGGGUGGCAGAGAUCUUAGAAUCCACGGAGGCGUCCCAAUGGAGAUGGAUUCCGUCUGCCGAAAACGUGGCAGAUGACGCGACAAGGCCGCGCGAGUGCGUGGACCUGUCCAUUGGAUCGCGGUGGCUGAGUGGUCCACCAUUCUUACGAGGAUCAGAAGAAAGCUGGCCGAGAUCGCGCGAGGACUGGUAUCCCCCGACGCCAGAUGAAGAGGAGAUGAAAUGUGAGUUUGCCCUAGUCAUGGCGAACUUUAUAUCGUUACAGAGAUUUUCAAGUUACAACCGAUUGGUGAGGAGCACCGCAUGGGUGCUCAGAUUUAUUCGACGAUGUCGUGGACUACGUAGCGUUCGAGAGGACCACGGACUGACGUCGAUGGAGUGCGCUGAGGCAGAGCGCACACUGAUAAGGCAAUCACAGCGAGAAGCGUUUGCCGUGGACAGCCAUGGAAAGGCCGCCAAGGGCAGCCGACUGUAUGGGUUGUCACCGUACUUCGACAAGGACGGAGUGAUGAGAGCCAGCGGAAGGAUCGACGACGCGGCGUGUGUGCCAUACAGCGCGCGACGGCCGAUCAUACUGUCUCACGAAGAGGCACUGGCGGAGAUGAUCGUGCAGCAUCACCACGAGAAGAUGUGCCACCAAAACGUGGAGGCAACUAUUGGAGCGAUCCGGCAGAAGUUCUGGAUUACGAACUUACGGAGGCUGCUACGGAAGGUGAUGAGCAACUGCAAUGUAUGCAAGCUGCGGAAGGCGCGGCCUACGCAGCCAGAGAUGGGUCCCCUGCCAGAGGACCGGCUGGAAGCCAACGGAUGGCCAUUUAAGUAUACCGGCCUGGACUAUUUUGGACCGCUAUUUGUGACUGUUGGACGUCACACAGAGAAAAGGUGGGUGGCAUUGUUUACGUGUCUAACCACAAGGGCUAUCCACUUGGAGAUGGCCCACGAUUUGUCUACAGAUUCCUGUAUAAUCGCCAUGAGGAACUUCAUGAGCCGCCGUGGACCGGUGGUCAGGAUAAGGAGCGACAACGGGAAGAACUUCGUUGGAGCCGACAGAGAGGCCAGGAAGUUCAGCGAAGUGUUUGAGCCUGCAAAGAUCCAGGGCGAGCUGUCGUCCAAAGGAAUCGAAUGGAUCUUCAAUUGCCCGGCGAACCCAGCUGAGGGAGGCGCCUGGGAAAGGAUGGUGCAGUGCGUGAAGAAGGUGCUGGCGCACACAAUGAAGGAGCUCGCGCCCAAGGAGCACGUACUGGAGAACCUGUUGAUUGAGGCGGAGAGUAUAGUGAACUCUCGUCCGCUCACUCAUCUACCAGUGACGGUGGACCAGGAGGCUCCACUGACACCCAACGAUCUGCUGAAAGGAGUACCCGAUGUUCCGGAUCUUCCCAAGGAUAAUGGACAGGAGUCCAACGGAUGCGCUACCAGGAAGCAGUGGCGCAUAGCGAGAAUGAUGCGGGAUCGAUUCUGGAAGAGAUGGGUGCAUGAGUACCUGCCAACGCUUGUGCGCAGGGAGAGAUGGUGCAAGCAUGUCGAGCCCAUUCGUCGAGGAGACCUGGUGUUCAUAUGUGAUCCGGCCAUACCACGAAGAGAGUGGAAGCGAGGCGUCGUGGAAGAGGUGUUCACCGGAAGAGAUGGAAUCCCUCGUCGAGCGGCGGUGCGGACUAACGAUCGAGCCAAGACGAUGAUGCGUCCCGCUUCGAGGCUAGCUGUCCUGGACGUGGUGAAGGCGAGUGCUUCACGGGGGUGGGGAUGUCGCGGAACGGUUUAGGGCUAUCGAUAGUUAGUCAAGUUGCAUUUUAGAGCCGCCAGAACUUAGAGAUAUUUGUGUCAGGAAUCUCGUGAAUGUGUAAUUCGGGCACACUAAAUCAUGUAAAGUUAUGCUUAAUUUUGGCGGAUAGUAUUACUACGAUUUGAGCAUCACACUGAGUGGGAAGGGAAACUGCGAAUAAAACAUAAGACCCAAAUACUCUGUUUGUUAUCGAA